This is a messenger RNA of Microthlaspi erraticum, 1359 nucleotides long. The record is from the annotation of a GenBank genome assembly. Lineage: Eukaryota; Viridiplantae; Streptophyta; Magnoliopsida; Brassicales; Brassicaceae.
AUGGUUUACAUUGCAUCUGUUUAUGGAGAAUGGGUGAUAAAGGACAAUUUGUCUUGGCAUUUUGAGGUUGAUUAUCGGAAAGGAGGUAGAAUGUUCUCGUUGAGGGAUGGAUGUACACAUGAUGAGCUUAUUCAAAUGGCUUUAGAGGAUUAUUCGCUAACCAAGAUCGGACACCGUUUGGAAAUAUCAUAUCCAUUACCAGAAGUGUUCACUCAGCAAACGUGUAAUGAUUCUCCGCCCAUGAAGGAUGAAGACAACGUAGAUGGACCUUUGGAUGAAGACUUAGAUGAAAAUCUGGAUGAUGAGUUGAAGGAAGAGUUCGAUGAAGAGUUGGAUGAAGAUUGGAGCGCAGAACGAGAAGAAGUGUCUGAAGAGUCGGGUUGUGAUGAGGAUGAUGUAAGGGAAAAAGCUUAUGAAGGCGAUGAUGACACACACGCGGACUACAGUCAGUAUGGGAAAAUUAAAGAUGAAGACGUUGUCAUUGAUGUUCCUUUCGAUGAUCCCCGCCUUUUAGGGCGUGGUGUGGGUCAUCGUAUAGGAAUUGAUAAUUGGGAAGACAAUAUUUACGAGCACCAGAGCUUUGAUACCAAGGCCCAACUUAUCUCUGAGUUGCGUUUGACCGCGGUGAUGACAAGAUUCUCAUUCAGGAUAGCUGCGUCUACAAGAAAAGUGUUUGUGGCCAAAUGCAAAGUCGCUGGAUGCAAAUGGAGGCUUAGAGCGGCCGUAAAGAACGAACCCUCCACGUUUUGGGUGACAAAGUACGUGAAGUCGCAUACAUGUUCUGUUUCUGAUCGAGUACGUAACCAUAAACGUUGUACAACGAAGUAUAUUGGAAAGCUUUUUCUUGAUCGGACAGGGCUCAUUGAAGGAAUUGUGCCGCAACACAUAAGAGACUCUAUGAGGAGGAUGUUUGGAAUGAAGCUCGACUAUACGGCUUCAUAUAGAGCUUUGAAACAUGCCCAAGACUUGGUGUGGGGAACAGCUGAAGAAGGAUACGCGAAUCUGCCUUCUUACUUGCAAAGAAUCAAGGAUGCAAAUCCGGGAACUGUGACUGACCUUUAUUUGAGGAGAGUGAUUGUGGUUGAUGGGACUCAUCUUACUGGGAAAUACGGAGGAGCUCUACUCGUGGCUGCCGGACAAGACGCCAACUUUCAAAUAUUCCCGCUAGCUUUCGCAGUGGUCGAUGCUGAGGAUAGUGAAUCAUGGGAAUGGUUUUUCAACAAGCUUAGAGAUUGUUUCAGGCAACUUCCGCCAAUGGCGAUAGUCUCUGACCGUGCCGCUGCCAUAGCUAGAGCAUUGGAAUCGUUAUGCCCUGGGCAUCAAGAGGAAUAUGCUACUAUCACCUCCAAGGUAAUAUAG